Molecule: messenger RNA, 1203 nt
Organism: Laccaria bicolor S238N-H82
Lineage: Eukaryota; Fungi; Basidiomycota; Agaricomycetes; Agaricales; Hydnangiaceae
Exons: 7
Coding region: 1-1203 (400 amino acids)
Source: RefSeq, a predicted model, not a curated record
AUGAGCAGUCGCCUUGUAUCACCUUCCUCACUUCACAAUUCCAGGCUUUACCUCGCUCCGAUCAUCAUUCCCGUCGGUGACGUUCUAACCUACGACUGGGCUGUUCCUUUUCCCCCCGGGACUUUGUAUGAAAUAUGCAUGUUUGAUAAAAACGGGCACACGGGCGGGUGUCAAGCAGCAUAUACAGUUACUUCCCCCACUACUGAACCUACCUGUGCAAACGUUACCUUGCCACCCUUUCUUUCUGUCGAUGCCCAAGUCAAUAACGGCCCAAUGUCGAGGUAUGGAUGGAUUGAACAAUGUUCUGAUAUUUCUGUUACCCCCAAGAACGGAACUCCCCCGUACACUCUUACGGUUGCUCCUUCCCUCCAGCCUCCAUACAACAUCACGAGCUCGGAUAUGAAGAGCAUCAAUUGGACAGUUACACUGUCAUGGGCGAUGCCGUUUUUUAUAAGUGUCGUCGAUUCCGCCGGUAAUAUGUGGGCCAAUGGACUUCUACAUAGCGGCUCUGGGUCUCACACCGCCUGUCUUUCUGGUGGUACAGCUCAAGCGAUGAGCCCCCACAUGGUCAAACCGGUUAUCGCCAUUGGUGCGGGUGCUGGUGGACUAGGUCUUGGGCUUCUUAUACUGGUCAUCGUGUUAUUCUGCCAGCGGCGCCGCCGUCUUUUCAACAAAAGAUAUGUGGAUCGAGCCCUGCACGACCCUCCCACCAGCCCAGGAACCUUGUCAACACAGCAAACGUCUAGACCUUCGACGGCUUUGAGUGGUCUUCAGAACAAUUUGCUGGGAACUGCCAACCGAUUACCGACUUACAACAUCGAGCCCUUCAUAAUGCCUGGGGAAGAAGAGCCUCUCAGCCGUCAAUCGGCUUCACCCCUUCCCGGCGCGACUGGUCGUACGCUAUCCUCUGACAACUCUUCCUUUGGUGCGCAAAACCAAAUCUACGUCGUUCACCAUGAUAGCCAAGCUCCGCCUGUAACUAUCUACCACGAGGAUGGUACGCGCAUCGUCGAAUUGCCGCCGAGGUAUCCUGCCAGCGGUUCUGGUCGGAGCGAAGGGGCGAAUGAGACGCGGGCAGGGCGACGCAGUACGAGUGAUAGCAAAAGCGAUGGGGAACGGGCCGACGCAACCGCAACUCAGAGAAUUCUUAGGGAACACCGACGGCCAAACGUCUCCAAAAAGUCUCUUGGGGAGGGGGGUUGA